GUUUCUUCUUCUCAACCCAUUCGCUCAAGUGCACGCACUAUCCCGGAUUUUCAUCUCCGCAGCGCUUUCUCUUCAUCAGUAUUCAGUUCCAACCAGCAGAGUGUAGCUACACAUGCCAGGCUUAGAGGACUCCAACCCUCUUGUCGAGGAUCCUUCUCUGCUAGGAUGCUGCAAGCCAUUGAGAAUCAAAGCCAUCAAACAUGGUGUAAUGGUAACUGCCCUAUUCUCUGUGAUCAUCUUUGCCUACAUCUACCUUUAUCUUUAUCAUUUCCAGAGUAUUGCAUCGCUGAUCAUUCAGAUACUAGCCUACCUUGCCCUUAGCUGCCUAUACAUCUGCAACUCCUCCGGUUGGCCGGAGAAGUUCAUGUCUGCUGGAUAUCUUGUAGUUGUUAUGUCUGUGUUCCUCAUCUCUUCUUUUGGACUCCAUAACUCCCGCAACCCUUAUCGCCGUGUUGGACCCGUUUCCUCUUAUCCCCAAGUUGAACUCGUUUCCUGGGCCAAUAUAGUAGCUAUAUCCUCGUAUUGCGUCUGGAAGUUUGGCUCUAUAAUCCUGCACUGCUGUAGGCUGAAAAAGCUUGUGAGAACCAUCUUACAUGGUGCAACUGUAACUAUCCUAUUGGCUGUGAUUAUAUCUACCUAUCUUCUUUAUCUUAGUAAUCUUCAUCGAUCAGAUCUUCGAUAUUACUUGAGACCAAGAGAAGAAUACAGCAUUAUUAAAGGAUGGCUACUCAUUCAGUUAGUAGCCUACAACGACGUUGGUCUCCUAUACAUUGGCAACUCCUCUAGUCGGAAGAGGAAACUUAUCUCCGCUGGACUUCUUGUUCUUGUUCUGUUUGUCUUCCUACUCUCCUCGCUUGCCGUGACCACAAUUCGAUUGCGCACCGAUCUCAUUUUCGGGGCCAACAUCGUGUCUAUAUCCUCGUACUGCAUCUGGAAGCUUUCUCCAUGGAUUGGAGUCAUCGGACGAUGGCUCGAUGCUCUUGAUGCCCACGUGGAGACGGGCCCGGGGCCACACAUACCGGCACGGCAAGAAGAAGCGGCCGUGCUUCGAAUCCAGCAGACCCCAUUUCGCAUCAAGGACCUCCUGACGGAAUUCUCGAGCCAUGAAAUCCAAUCCAUAACGCAGGACUUCGGAAACAGGGUAGGCCAUGGCGCCUCUGCCCAAGUCUUCCGUGGGAGCCUCGACGACGGCACGGCCGUCGCCGUCAAGCGCAUACAUAUGCACAGCGGGCGCACCGAGGCCGGCGAGGACGAGUUCAGAAGGGAGAUCUCCAUCAUCGCCAACGUGCACCACCGCAGCCUGGUGCGCCUCCUCGGCUACUGCCUCCCGCACGGGGGCGGCCUCUACCUGGUCUACCCCUUGUUCGAGAACGGGUCGCUGGACAGGUGGAUCUUCAGCCGCAGCGACGAGCAACGGCGCCUCCUGACCUGGCCGAAGAGGCUCUGCAUCGCCGUCGACGUGGCAAGGGCGCUCGCGUACCUCCACAAGGACUGCCACCGGCGGAUCCUGCACCUCGACGUCAAGCCGGGCAACAUCCUCCUCGACGGCGACCUCCGCGCGCACGUCUCCGACUUCGGCAUCUCCCUCUCCAUCACCCGGGACCUGACCAGCGUCAUCAACACGCGCGGGAGGGGCACCUUCGGCUACAUGGCGCCGGAGAUGCUCGUCAACGCGGUGUCGGACCGGUCCGACGUCUUCAGCUACGGCAUGACGCUUCUCGAGCUCAUCCGCGGGCGCCGGAACUUCGACCCCUCGGCGGCGGCGGCGCCGGACCCGAACCUCGCGCGGAACUUGCGGGAGAAGGUGGCGCAAGGCGAGCACAUGGAGUUGGUGGACGCAGCCAUGGUGCUGGCUGUAGACGAUGCGGAGGCGGUGAAGACUCUGGUGAAGGUGGCACUCUGCUGCAUCCAGCACGAUCGGGACACGAGGCCAAGCAUGCAAAAUGUGGUGGAUAUGCUCGAAGGCCGGGUCCCCGUUAAUCUCCUGUAAAUUUAUCCGAGCCACUAUAUGUACACAAUUGAAUACAGGAUUUCCAGUUCCAAAUUUAAAACUUGCAUAAUCAAACGAAGAAGUCAUGUUUUCCGAA
Messenger RNA from Panicum virgatum (switchgrass), 2087 nucleotides. Its product is annotated as serine/threonine-protein kinase BRI1-like 2. Bases 113 to 1990 code for a protein of 625 amino acids. The transcript has a single exon. The record is from RefSeq and is a predicted model, not a curated record. Lineage: Eukaryota; Viridiplantae; Streptophyta; Magnoliopsida; Poales; Poaceae. Gene Ontology annotation, molecular function: protein kinase activity; ATP binding. Gene Ontology annotation, biological process: protein phosphorylation.